GAAGUAAGAGUUCCACAACAGCAAAAAGAGUUGAGCUUGGAGGCAUCACCAGGCCACUCGUGUUCCGGCUCCAUGAUAGUGUACCUUCAUUAGUUCGUGAAAUUUUAUUGGAACGUGGUUGGAUUGAAUAUGAUGAGAAUGAACAAAAUAAUGAAGACUGGAACUUGUAUUGGAGGAAUUGCCCUUUCCGGAUGACAGAACACCAGAGCAUCAAACCAUGGCAGAGGCUCAAUCACCAUCCAGAAACCAUCAGAAUCACUCGGAAAGAUUAUUUGGCAAGACAUCUGAAACGCAUGAAGGGGAUUUAUGGAACCACCCUUUAUGAGUUCAGUCCAGUGGCCUUCAUCAUGCCCAAUGACUAUAUAAAAUUUAUAACUGAGUACUCCAAGGAGAGGCAAAUACCAGGAAAAAAGCUGAGUUACUGGAUCUGCAAACCAGUUGAUAGGUCUCGCGGGAGAGGCAUUCUCAUUUUUCAAGACAUUAAGGAUUUUGUUUAUGACUGCAUGGUAAUUGUGCAAAAAUAUAUUAGUAACCCUUUGCUUAUUUCCGGAUACAAAUGGGACCUCCGUAUUUAUGUUUGUGUUACAAGCUUUUAUCCCCUUACAAUUUAUAUAUAUGAAGAAGGACUGGUGAGGUUUGCAACAGAGAAGUUUGACCUGAGAUCCCUUGACAACAUUUACGCUCACCUGACAAACACAAGCAUCAAUAAGUUUGGGCCAUCAUACAGAAAGGACAAAGAAGUCAUUGGCUCUGGUUGCAAAUGGACUUUUAGCAAAUUGCGGGCCUAUUUACGGAGCUGCAGUGUUGAUGACCUGCUCCUGUGGAAAAGAAUCAACCAUGUAGUCAUUCUAACUUUGUUGGCCAUCACCACUUCAGUACCAUUUACGUCCAACUGCUUUGAACUCUUUGGGUUUGACAUAUUGGUUGAUGAGAAAAUGAAACCCUGGCUUCUCGAAGUAAACCACAGCCCAGGUCUGCGUUUAGACUGUGCCAGUGAUGUCACUGUCAAAAGGAAGCUGCUCCAUGACAUU
Molecule: messenger RNA, 1031 nt
Organism: Protobothrops mucrosquamatus (brown spotted pit viper)
Lineage: Eukaryota; Metazoa; Chordata; Lepidosauria; Squamata; Viperidae
Product: probable tubulin polyglutamylase TTLL2
Exons: 1
Biological process (GO): protein polyglutamylation; microtubule cytoskeleton organization
Cellular component (GO): cilium
Molecular function (GO): tubulin binding; tubulin-glutamic acid ligase activity
Source: RefSeq, a predicted model, not a curated record